Messenger RNA from Bipolaris oryzae ATCC 44560, 1047 nucleotides. RefSeq lists its product as uncharacterized. The transcript has 3 exons. NCBI's taxonomy places the organism in Eukaryota, Fungi, Ascomycota, Dothideomycetes, Pleosporales, Pleosporaceae. The record is from RefSeq and is a predicted model, not a curated record. The annotation marks the transcript as partial.
CAAACGCAACCAAGAGCCACUCAUGAAUCGACAGGGGCGUCCAAGUCAGGCUACAGCGUACCACCGCAUAUGCGUCCUGACUUUCCGUCCUCAUUUUCUCGCCGUGCUGAAGUCCUGAGUUCUAAACAGAUACUGUCGUCAAACAACGUCCCACGCUACCACAACAACCUACGCUACAACACCCACCACGCCUCUCGCAGCGAUAUCCCAUCCGAGCAGGUGGUCCGACUCAACGCACAGCUCCUAAAAGCUAAACAAGAGCUCGAGCAGGAGCGCACCAAGAACGCCAACCUUCGUAAGACCAUCCAAGACGCCCAGGACGAGCACCUCGAAGCUGCAUUCUCUUCUAUACUCACCACACUGCUCCGUGAGCAAACCGAAGCCCUCGCUCUCCAAUCACGUGCAACCGCCCAUCAACGCUCCCUCGAUAUCCGCGAGAAGAAAAUAUCCCAACAAGAAGCCUUCCUCGUCGCAGGCCAAAAGCACAUCAUGACCAAGCUCGAGCAGAACAACUCCACCUCCAUGUCCGCCACCCACUACACCCACCUCCAACAGCAAAUGGAACUCGACAAGCAAUCCUGCAUUUUCGCCCUCGAAUCCCGUAUGGCCAUGGAACGCCAAACUCUCACCCUCCACGCUGCCGCCCAGGCCAAACGCGAGCAACAGUAUAAGACACUCGUCCGCCAAUCUCUCGAGGCUGAAUUCGCCGCAAAUCACAUGUCCAACAACGAAGCAGAAGCUCUAGCUGAAGUCCGCUUUCAACGCGGUUUCGAUGCCGGAAAGGACGAGGGCCGCAAAGAGCGGGCCAAGGAAGAGAAGGAGAAGGGGUAUCUGGAGGGAUAUCGUGCUUGUUUUCAGGCGCAAGCUGCUCUAAGUUCGCUGCGCAAUGGGGCUAGUGCUGAGGUACAAGGUUUGCUGGAUCCGAUGGGGGAGGCGAGUCUAUUUAGUAUGGGUGUCAGGGUUGGGAGGAUGGAAGCUGCUUCCAAGAUCGAGGCGAAGAAGGAUGUGAAGAAGCAUGAAGGGGCUGAUUUGAUUGAUCUCUUGUAG